Molecule: messenger RNA, 695 nt
Organism: Spodoptera frugiperda (fall armyworm)
Lineage: Eukaryota; Metazoa; Arthropoda; Insecta; Lepidoptera; Noctuidae
Gene: PGRP-S2
Product: peptidoglycan recognition protein-like
Exons: 4
Coding region: 108-683 (191 amino acids)
Biological process (GO): peptidoglycan catabolic process; innate immune response
Molecular function (GO): N-acetylmuramoyl-L-alanine amidase activity; peptidoglycan binding; zinc ion binding
Source: RefSeq, a predicted model, not a curated record
GAAUCCAAUAAAUUGUGCAUUAACAUCUCAGAAUUUGAUUCGAAAGUAAGGUCUGAAUUUAGUCCUUACAUUUACUUAAAAUUAGGUCCUUUUUGGUUUGUACUGAAAUGAAGGUUUUUCUGUUCUUGGCCCUAAUUGUGAAGAUAAUGGCUGAAGCAAAAGGAGAUUGUGAUGUGAUUCCUAUUACGCAGUGGGGAGAUUCACCUCUUAAAAGGGAGGAUCCUCUUCCAAAUCCAGUGAACAUUGUGGUCGUUCAACACACUGUGGUACCGGAGUGUAACAAUGAUGAAGAGUGUGAGAAAGCAGCCAAUGGAAUCAGGAGCUACCACAUCAACAAACGUGGAUUCACUGAUAUAGGACAAUCGUUCCUGAUUGGUGGAAAUGGGAGAGUUUAUGAAGGAGCCGGCUGGCAUCAUGUUGGGGCACAUACUUUGGGAUACAAUGCAAGAUCUGUGGGGAUCUCCUUUAUUGGCGAUUUUAGAACAAAAUUACCAACACCACAAGCUCUGAAAGCCUUUAACAGUCUGCUGGAAUGUGGAGUCACGAACAAUUAUCUGUCAAAGGACUAUCACCUGGUGGCCCAUAGUCAGCUCUCUAUGACUGACAGUCCCGGAGAUAUGUUGAGGAAGCAGGUGGAAUCGUGGCCUCAUUGGCUGGAUAAUGCCAAAGACAUACUUAAGUAGACGAUAACUAAA